Molecule: messenger RNA, 1533 nt
Organism: Cimex lectularius (bed bug)
Lineage: Eukaryota; Metazoa; Arthropoda; Insecta; Hemiptera; Cimicidae
Product: LHFPL tetraspan subfamily member 2a protein
Exons: 7
Coding region: 170-832 (220 amino acids)
Cellular component (GO): membrane
Source: RefSeq, a predicted model, not a curated record
GGACAAAAACGAAGUACUUUGUUUCAGCUUGUUAUUUUAUUGUUUUCAGCUUUAUCAUAUUCACUGCAUACUUUCAAGCUUUGUUAAGGUGUUUUUUGUGUGAUAAACAACCAUCUGCCGCUUGCCACCUGUCAGCAGUGUUUCUGGGUGGGACUCCUAGGUUCCCCAGAUGGGACAUGUCAUCGUGACGUCCAUCAGCUUAAUUUGGGUCUUGCUGACCAUUGUGGCGACCCUGUCGGUCUUCUCUGCUCUGUUCAGCCCAAAAUGGCUCAUCGGACCUCAGAGGAUCGUUUCUGAGAACGGCGUGCCUGUGGCGACUAACACACCGACUGUGGGCGUGUUCAACAGGUGCACAAGGUUGAACCAUACAAAAAACUGCGCAGUAUUCGCCAUCGAUGGACUUUCAACGGAUUCCAACGUCUUUCCGACCAUGUGGAAGCUGUCACUUGUGUUUUUCACCCUGGGCCUCACCGUCAUGGCCUUCACUGCUAUGGCUGCCCUCCUUAGCUGCUGUAUCCAAAGUGUCUACAAGAAGAGCAUCUUCACCGUCACCGGAAGCGUUCAGGCACUCGCAGGGCUUUUUUACGUUCUUGGAAUCGUGAUGUACGCUGCUGGAUGGGGAAGCAACAGAGUGAUCAGGCUGUGUGGCGCAGAGGCGCAACCUUUUUACCUUGGGGACUGUUCAAUUGGCUGGUCCAUCUACCUAGCGGUGUUUGGUAUACUCUUAACACUUCUAACAGCAAGCAUCUCUGUUUAUGCAGAGAAGACUACAUCAAGUGACAAAGUUUGCAGACAUGUCGAGAAAGGGGAUACCCUCGUCUGUUUGCUCUAGACAAGGAAUUUGUUGUUUGCCGGCAAGUCAUGUUGGUUUUUGAGGUGAAGGCCGUUUGUGAUCGCCAAAGGCUUGAGCUCCUUUUCGAUGUCUCUCAGUCCCCAUGAGGGGUCCCUUUCUCGCAGCAUCUUGUCAAAGUUUACAUUGCUCUCGGGUGUAAUCUGCCCAUUUACCGCAUAAGGGCCAUAUGUAAACAAAUAACCACCAGGUUUCAAGAGGUAGCUGCUUCCCUUGAAAAGGCCUGUAAAUAAACGAUAUAUUAACCAAAGGAUAUUUUUUAAAUUUACGCUUAUGUACAUUAUAAUUAUUUAUAUAUUAUCUUUUUUUAACUGUAGUUAAAUGUAAUUAAUUUUUAAUUUAUUAUAAUUAUUUACAUACUAUUAAUUUUAUGUUUUAAAAAUAAUUGCAUUGUAUUCUUGAAUAUUCCCAAUGAACUUAUGAUAUUUCAUCAAUUACACCUUGAUCCAUGUUUAUGAUAUAUAUCAAUAAUAAUGAUGAAUUUCCUAGAAACAUUAUGCUAUCAAAAUUUAAGAAAAAAUAUAAAUUUUAGCGGAAUGCUUGCUCUCAUUAUAAAUUUUAAUCUGAGACUUUAAGAACUAAGUGUAUUUUAUGCAUUUUAUUGUAAGUGAAUAUGACCAAAUGUUGCUAUUUUAUUAUAGCUGCUAGAUGCAUGAAAUAAAUAUAUUUCACUUAGUGUUUUA